This is a messenger RNA of Aricia agestis (brown argus), 4004 nucleotides long. RefSeq lists its product as uncharacterized. Bases 27 to 3935 code for a protein of 1302 amino acids. Gene Ontology annotation, molecular function: protein binding; hydrolase activity. The transcript has 23 exons. The record is from RefSeq and is a predicted model, not a curated record. NCBI's taxonomy places the organism in Eukaryota, Metazoa, Arthropoda, Insecta, Lepidoptera, Lycaenidae.
AGCUUCUAUGCACUUAAUUUACAAACAUGCCAAUAUUACAAGCGCCAACCUUAGAACUGGGUUCAGGGCCUCAAACACCCAACUUAAUAUCUCCUUCACCAUCUGAAAUAUCAAGUGCAAGUUCUCCAGAGCCACAGAACGUUCAGGCUACUCCAUUAUUCAGGGCACUGACAAUUCGUCCACCUGACCCUGAACAGCCGGCGGGGCAAGAGGAGUUGGAGCGCCGGCUCCCCGGCUACAGGCGCAUCGUCAUCCCUAGAGAGUUAACGCUUAUUGAACUUUUGAAACAAUCCAGUGGCGUAGCAACCGAUGAGGAGGUCCUCAGGCUUCGCGAGGUGAGGCUGCGCGUGAUCGCCGAGCGAGUUGGCUUGCGCCGCCUUCAUGUCUUGGCACCUCAUUUGCGCACCCUGGACUUGGAUGGGAGCGGGAUAUCGUCACUGCGAGACCUGGGCAUCGGCCUGGUUCAUCUUAAGACGUUAAGCGUAAACCGCUGCGGUCUUACGUCUUUGGAUGGUGUCUGGGGAUUGGGGAAACUGAGAGAGCUACACGCGGCCGGAAACAGACUACGCGACCUUCAUGCUUUGGCGGCGUUGCAGAAGUUACAUACGCUCAAUCUGUCUAACAAUCCGAUAGAGGAGUCUAACCACAUAUGGACACUGGGAGUGUGCGGGGCGCUCAGGCGACUCACACUGGUCGGUGCUCCCAUCGCCGACACCCUCAACUAUCGCUCGUCCGUCGCCACGACUCUCCCCAUGUUGGCGUAUCUCGAUGAUGUACCACUCCACGUGGGAGAUGAAGAAAUAAACUUCGAUGACAUUGAAUGUGAAGUGUCGUCAGCUUCAGAGGAUGAAGAUGAUCACAUGCAUGCCAAAGGAAAUCCCUUGCCAACGCCAGUGGAGCCUCAGCCGGGGACUUCAAAAAUGGACUUGGUCCAAGAUCAUCCUCGUCAGCGACCAAGCACAACCGAUUGUGGCGGUCGACGGCCUUUACCGCCGCCGCAGCGCCCGCGGCCCAGCACCGCUCAGGAACGGUCAACCAAUCGGCCGACCAAGCUGCAGAUACUUAGCACUCUUAUGGAUGAGGAGUGGCAAGGUGCCGGCAGCAAGUUGACAUCUGGGGCCCCCUUGUGUGGCAACUUGGCGCUUGCGCUACGGAGAAACAAAAGUACAUCGAUGGAAUCAGAGCUGGAAGCGAUAGAAAGACAGUUGGAGGAGGCGGGCCGGGCGCUGGCGAGCGAGAUACCGCGCGUGCCCGACGCGCAGGAGUGGGCCAAGUUCAGGGACCAAACCGGAAUCGACAUCGACAUAGACUUCAACGAGAGACCCAAAAGCCUGGAUCCGGAGUUAGCUAUUCAGCGUUUGGAACGGAUAGAGAGAGAGACAGCUGGCAGGGUAGACAGGAACGAGAUUCCCGCGCCUAAGUCCAUGUCAAACCCUUACGCGUUAUUCACGACUGCCAUGAACGAGUUUGAAGUCUGGAAGCAGGUCAAUCUGGAUACCAAACCGAGCAGCGACGAUGAGCUGUUCCGUGGGAUGUCGUAUGCCAACGUAGAAGAAGUGGAAUUGAUCGAAGCUAAUCCUCAGUAUUCUUACGUAAGACUAGCAGACGGGCGGGAGGCUACCAUAUCUAACAAACAUUUAGCACCACUUCCUCAAACUCCAAUAACCGUCCUGGAACCACAACUAGAAAUGGAGACGAGACCAUUGAGUUCAAAUGGUAAUGCCGAAGUUGACGAAGUACGGAUGGAAGCAGAUUCAUCACACCAGAACACGGAGGAUUUUGAUUCUGAUUCACCACGCCAAGAUGAAGAAAUGAAUAUAAAACGUUUUAUUUUAGCGAAUAUAUUGACAGUGGUGUUCUCAAGCGUGUUUUUCCUCUUAUCUCUUAUAAGGAAUCUCAUAAAGAGUCCGUUUAAGAAUCCAUUUCAUGUGAGCGAAAAAGAACCGCCGUCUAGGCUGCAGGAACCGAAAUAUGGAACGCAUAAAUAUAUUAAAGCCAAUAAUGUAAAAGUGCAUUAUGUGGAAAGUGGGGAUCCUUCCAAACCGCUGGUGCUGUUCAUCCACGGAUUUCCAGAGCUAUGGUACUCGUGGCGGCACCAAAUUGUUCACUUCAACAAGUAUUACAGAUGUAUUUCCAUCGACAUGAGGGGUUACGGAGAAUCAGACAAACCUAAAGGGUUAUCCUCGUACAAAGUUGAGGUUUUGGUGGAGGAUAUAAGGGACUUCAUUCGUCAGUUGGGUGUGAAGAAAUGUACCAUAGUCGCUCACGACUGGGGCGGUCUUGUCACCAGCAGAUUUAGAGACACGCACCCCGAAGUGUGUGAUGCCGUGAUCAUAUUCGCGAGCGCUUCCAUAGAAGCCUGGUUUGACAGGAUAUGGAACUCCUCGCAGCAGUUCUGGAUGUCUCUGUAUGUCUUCAUGUUCCGGGCGCCGUGGGUGCCCGAAGCGAUACUGAGGAUGGGCGACUUGAGGUUCUUCAAAGACGUCAUGAUGACGAGAGCCAAUAAAGGGACGGAAUUGGAAGAUGUCAACUGCCUCCGAUACUACUACAGUAAGAAGGAUGCCUUCACACCGCCGUUGAACUACUACCGUGCCAACUUCAACUACGGUUUGCCAGAAGUUUGGCACGACGACAACGUGCCGUUCCUCGUCGCCGCCGCGGCCGACGACCCCGCGCUGAGUCUGUCACUGCACGGGGCUAUGAAGCGCUCCUACAGGCACAUAGAGUUCACCGUGGUAGACGACUGCGGACACUUCGUGCAACAGGAGAACCCGGAUAAAGUUAACGAUAUCAUCAGGGAGUUUCUCAACAAACACAUCAAUCUCAUAAUAAAGUACCUACCUAUCUAUUCUGCCAGUCAGUCGUCGGACUCCGAGAUGAGUGGGCGCGUGUACAAACCUCACCAAACCAAAAUGGCGAAUUACGCUACGAUCGCGAAACGGUUUAUAGUAGCGAACUGUAUAACCACAGUUCGCACGGUCCUGGCCUUGGUCUACAUAGCGGUGUCCUAUCUGAAAAAUCCCUUCAAGAGCCCGUGGGAUGCGAAGCUGAAUUUGAUACCGCCGGCGCGACUUUCGGACCCCAAAUACGGAACCCACAAAUAUAUUAAAGCGAACGGCAUUAAACUCCACUAUGUGGAAAACGGCGACCCGAGCAAACCUUUGAUGCUGUUCCUUCACGGAUUCCCCGAGUUUUGGUAUUCUUGGAGACAUCAGCUAGUGCAUUUCAGUAAGGAUUACAGAUGCGUCGCCCUGGACAUGCGAGGGUACGGGGACUCAGAGCGUCCCGAGGGUGUAUCUUCAUACAAACUUGACAUUCUCAUUGAAGACAUUAGAGAUUUUAUUCGUCAAUUAGGUGUUGAGAAGUGUAUUCUAGUUUCUCACGACUGGGGUGGUCUGAUCGCCUGCCGUUUCCGAGACACCCACCCCGGAGUCACCACAGCACUCAUUAUGCUGGCCAGCUCCUCCAUGGAAGCCUUCAACUAUCAAAUAUGGAAUUCCGAAGACCAGAGACAGAAGUCGGGCUACGUGUUCGGCUUCCGAUGCCCCUACGUGCCCGAGCUGGUGCUGCAGAUGAACAACCUCGAGAUAUUCGACGCCACCAUGCGCGCCGACGGGAUCGACAAAGAGGACAUCGAGUGCUUCAAAUACUGGUUCGGGAAAAAUUUGGCCUUCACACCACCGAUCAACUACUACCGAGCAAACUUCCUCUACGACUGCGAGCAAAAAUACCACGACGAGAACGUCCCUUUUCUCAUUGCUCUCGCUGAGAACGACAAGUAUUUGAACCCGGAGCUUCUGGAUGUUAUGAAGAAGAGCUACAAGACGAUCGAAACCCAGAUCAUGAAGGGGUGCCGACAUUUUGUACAGCAAGAGAAUCCAGAUGUAGCUAAUAAAAUUAUGACAGAAUUUUUGAAAAAACAUAAUCUCACUUAGCUUUUUGUUGUCAUUAUAGUCACUCUUUAAAUAAUAAAUAAUUUAAAUAUAAUAUGAAAUUCUUAUGUA